Messenger RNA from Elephantulus edwardii (Cape elephant shrew), 1174 nucleotides. It is a transcript of the gene VPS36, whose product is annotated as vacuolar protein sorting 36 homolog (S. cerevisiae). NCBI's taxonomy places the organism in Eukaryota, Metazoa, Chordata, Mammalia, Macroscelidea, Macroscelididae. Bases 14 to 1174 code for a protein of 386 amino acids. Gene Ontology annotation, molecular function: ubiquitin binding; phosphatidylinositol-3-phosphate binding. The record is from RefSeq and is a predicted model, not a curated record. The transcript is spliced from 14 exons. Gene Ontology annotation, biological process: protein transport to vacuole involved in ubiquitin-dependent protein catabolic process via the multivesicular body sorting pathway. Gene Ontology annotation, cellular component: ESCRT II complex; late endosome membrane.
GGGUGGGGCGGCCAUGGACCGGUUCUUGUGGACCAGCGGCCUCCUGGAGAUCAACGAGACCCUAGUGAUCCAGCAGCGCGGGGUGCGCAUCUACGACGGCGAGGAGAAGAUCAAAUUUGAUGCUGGGACCCUUCUUCUUAGUACACAUCGACUGAUUUGGAGAGAUCAGAGGAAUCAUGAAUGCUGCAUGGCCAUUCCUCUUUCUCAAAUUGUGUUCAUUGAAGAGCAGGCAGCUGGAAUUGGGAAGAGUGCCAAAAUAGUGGUACAUCUCCAUCCAGCACCUGCUAAUAAGGAACCUGGUCCCUUCCAGAGCAGUAAGAAUUCUUACAUCAAACUCUCCUUCAAAGAACAUGGUCAGAUUGAGUUUUACAGACGCUUGUCAGAGGAAAUGACACAGAGAAGAUGGGAGAAUAUGCCCGUUUCCCAGUCAUUCCAAGCAAAUAGAGGACCCCAGCCAGGAAGAAUAAGGGCUGUAGGAAUUGUAGGCAUUGAAAGGAAACUAGAAGAAAAAAGAAAAGAAACUGACAAAAAUAUUUCUGAGGCCUUUGAAGACCUCAGCAAGCUCAUGAUCAAGGCUAAGGAGAUGGUAGAGUUAUCAAAAUCAAUUGCUAAUAAAAUAAAAGACAAACAAGGUGACAUCACAGAAGAUGAGACCAUCAGGUUUAAAUCCUACUUGUUGAGCAUGGGGAUAGCUAACCCCGUUACCAGGGAGACCUACGGCUCAGGCACCCAGUACCACAUGCAGCUGGCCAAACAGUUGGUUGGAAUACUGCAGGUGCCUUUAGAGGAACGAGGGGGAAUAAUGUCACUUACAGAGGUGUACUGCUUAGUUAACCGUGCUCGAGGAAUGGAAUUGCUCUCACCGGAAGAUUUGGUGAACGCAUGCAAAAUGCUGGAUGCGCUGAAAUUACCUCUCAGGCUCCGAGUUUUUGACAGUGGUGUCAUGGUCAUUGAGCUUCAGUCCCACAAGGAAGAGGAAAUGGUGGCCUCGGCCCUGGAGACGGUUUCAGAAAAAGGAUCCUUAACAUCAGAGGAGUUUGCCAAGCUUGUGGGAAUGUCUGUCCUUCUUGCCAAAGAAAGGUUGCUUCUUGCAGAGAAGAUGGGCCACCUUUGCCGAGAUGACUCCGUGGAAGGCUUGCGGUUUUAUCCAAAUUUAUUUAUGACACAGAGCUAA